CCAUUCCAUUUAACAAAGACCAUUAUUAAUUAUUAUUUGAUACUUAAUGGUUUUUAUUUUUCCAUUGAGAGUUGAGAUUUGAGAUUUUGAAGUUUUGAACUUUUAUUGUAGUCAAGUUGUAUUGAAUUAUUGAUCGUCUCGUCUUUGCUAAUAGCCAACAGGCAGUAACAGCAAUAGUGCGAAUUUGCGAUACUUGUUUUCAAUUUUUGUCAAUCAUUGUUGGAUAUAAUUUGAGUACUUAUCUAUUUUUAUUUACUCUGUCCUUCGAAUUUCAUCAUCAUGGAUUUACUUGGGUCAAUCAUGAAAUCAAUGGAAAAACCACCAACUGUGGAUACUAAAGAAAAACUAAGGCAAAAAAUGCACACAUGUUAUUUAUAUAAUACUAUAGUACACAAUGGAUGCAAAAGCAAAGUUUAAUAGUGAAUUAAAAAAAAACCGAGAAAAAUUAGCUAAAAAUGCUUCAUAUUUAACUGAUGAACAAUAUAAUAAUAUAAUCAGACAAAUACUAGAAUUAAAACGUGGAGUUAAGAAAAAGGAGUCAAGAGAUUUUCAUCUAUUAAAAAGGUUUGAUGUAAUAUUAGUUCAAGACAAACAUCAAUUAAUAGUUCCUAUGAAAGACAAAAGCGUUGUGCUGUACUAUGGUGUCUGAUGAAAAACUGUACAAUUUAUUGAAAUCAACUCAUAUUUCUAUUGGGCAUGGUGGACGUGACCGCAUGAUAAAGGAAUUAAGUAAAAAAUACAAAAAUAUAGGCCGUAGUGAUAUUUGCACAUUUUUACAAACGUGUGAAAUAUGCCAGGAAAAACAAAAUAGUAUUAAAAAAGCCACAGCGGUAAAACCAUUUAUUUUUUCUGAAUUCAAUUCCAGAUGCCAAGUUGAUUUAAUUGAAUUUCAUUCGAUUUCUAAUGGAAAAUUUAAGUAUAUAAUGAUUUAUCAAGACUACCUUACAAAAUUUCUAGUGCUAAGACCUUUAAAACAUAAACUAAUUGAAGAAGUGGCUUAUAAUCUUUAGAUAUAUUUACUUUGUUAGGAGCCCCUUGUAUUAUUCAAUCUGCUAAUGGUCAAGAUUUUUCUAAUGAUCUAGUUAAUUGUCUUCGAGGCCUCUGGCCAGAAUUAAUAAUCGUUUAUGGCAAACCUAAUCAUUCCUAAGACAAUGCACAAGUAAAACAAGACAUUAAGAGUAUGUUAAAUACUUGGAUGCAGAAUCAAACAAGUUCUAGUUGGAAUGAAGGCCUUCGUUUCGUACAAUUAAUGAAAAAUCAAACUUAUCGUUCAGACAUAAAAAUAAUACCUCAUGAAGCAUUAUUUGGUACCAAAAUUAAAAUAGGAAUAAGUGAAAAAUUAUCUGACAAUGCUACACCAAAUAUAAAUAGUGAGGAAGACUUAAGAAAAUUUAUGGAAAAAAGUAAGGAUAUAAAUACAAAACAAAACUUAUCAAAUUCCAACGCAGGAAAUGAAGAAAUAAUUUCUGUUAUUCAGUCAAACAAUGACAAUUUUAAUGAUUCAGGUAAAAUAGUAAAAGAAAACAUUAAAAGCCAAGCAAAGGAAAUAAAAAUAAAUUCAAAUAAAAAGUUUUUACCAGUUGAAAUUGGAUCAGUUCAACUUCCAAUUUUGAUAAAUAACAAAAAGUUAACAACUGAUGACUAUUAUAAGGCUGGAAAACAAGAUGGAAUUUUAAAACAGCCUUAUGCCAAAAGUGUACUUAGUAUAUAUCAAAAAAAGCUUAUAAACAUUAAUGAAAAGCUUGAAAAUAAAGAAGCAUUAAGAAAUUUGUUAAAUGAACAAUCAAUAAGUUCAGUACAAGUACAUACAAAUGGAAAUGACAAAAUAAAAAAAGCCCAAGAAAUGUUCAUCAAGCAACAGAAUAAAGAAAAAGCAAGAAUGAUACAGUUCCGUAACGAAACGGAGAAAAAAGUGACAUUAUUUGUCCAAGAUGAUCACCAAACCCGUUUGAAAUUCCCUACUUUGAAUAAAGUGCUACGCAAUAUUGUACAUGAAAUUGCUGAGGAUGCUGGAAUGUUAGCUUAUUCUUUUGGAGAAGAAGAAGUUGAUCGAUAUAUUAUGAUAUUCAAGAAAGACUUUCCACCUUCUGAGGAUGAAUUGAAUGCACUCAGAAAUGGUCAAGAAUGGAAUGAUGAUAUUGCUAAAAGAUUGUCGGAGCAAAGAGAACAAGUUAAAAUAGAAGAAAUGUUAGAUGAAAAAAAACGAAUGAUGCUAAAGCGAACUAACCAAGAUAAGCCUAAAUAUAAUUACAAAGAAAAAUUCCAACACCUUGUUGGCUUGGAAGCAGCUGAACAAGCAGCACGAAAGACAGAAACUAAUAAAUCUUAUGGAUUUGUUCCAAGUGAAAAUAAAAAGGACUUAAGGUCAAUUGAGCAAACACUAGCAGAUAUACGCGAAAAAAAACGAUUGAAAAUAGAAAAUGGCUCUCAAAGUCAAUCUUCAAAAACGAACUAAUUUUUUCUAGUUAUAGUCUACAUUUUUAUGAAAUAUAGGUUUAUUAAAUCAAAUAAAAUAGGAAUACAGCUCAUAUUAAAAUUACUUAAAACAA
This is a messenger RNA of Melanaphis sacchari, 2549 nucleotides long. RefSeq names its product sperm-associated antigen 7. NCBI's taxonomy places the organism in Eukaryota, Metazoa, Arthropoda, Insecta, Hemiptera, Aphididae. Gene Ontology annotation, molecular function: nucleic acid binding. Bases 1181 to 2455 code for a protein of 424 amino acids. The transcript has 9 exons. The record is from RefSeq and is a predicted model, not a curated record.